UGGCUGUUCCACUGGAUGUCUUAAGGUGAACGCACCAAUUUGUAAGUCGCUCUGGAUAAGAGCGCCUGCUAAAUGACUUAAAUGUAAAUGUAUGCAAAGUAAUUGGUGAACCAGGCAAGGCAGUCAUCCGAAAAACCGAGGCUAUUGAGUCUGCCGAUAAGAAUAUGGUGAUUGACAGAGUCGAAUCCCUCUCACCCCCCUUAAAAGAUUUAGAUGCACUACUGUUCCACUGGAUGUCAUAAGGUGAAUGCACCAAUUUGUAAGUCGCUCUGGAUAAGAGCGUCUGCUAAAUGACUUAAAUGUAAUGUAAAUGUAAAUGAAAGCCUUGGCGAGGUCGAUGAAGACGGCUGCACAGUACUGUCUUUUAUCGAUGGCGGUUAUGAUAUCGUUUAGUACCUUGAGUGUGGCUGAGGUGCACCCGUGACCGACUCGGAAACCAGAUUGCACAGCGGAGAAGGUACGGUGGGAUUCGAGAUGGUCAGUGACCUGUUUGUUGACUUGGCUUUCGAAGACCUUAGAUAGGCAGGGCAGGAUGGAUAUAGGUCUAUAGCAGUUUGGGUCCAGGGUGUCUCCCCCUUUGAAGAGGGGGAUGACUGCGGCAGCUUUCCAAUCCUUGGGGAUCUCAGACGAUAUGAAAGAGAGGUUGAACAGGCUGGUAAUAGGGGUUGCGACAAUGGCGGCAGAUAGUUUCAGAAAUAGAGGGUCCAGAUUGUCAAGCCCAGCUGAUUUGUACGGGUCCAGGUUAUGCAGCUCUUUCAGAACAUCUGCUAUCUGGAUUUGGGUAAAGGAGAACCCGGAGAGGCUUGGGCGAGGAGCUGCGGGGGGGGCGGAGCUGUUGGCCGAGGUUGGAGUAGCCAGGCGGAAGGCAUGGCCAGCCGUUGAGAAGUGCUUAUUGAAGUUUUCGAUAAUCAUGGAUUUAUCGGUGGAGACCGUGUUACCUAGCCUCAGUGCAGUGGGCAGCUGGGAGGAGGUGCUCUUGUUCUCCAUGGACUUCACAGUGUCCCAGAACUUUUUGGAGUUGGAGCUACAGGAUGCAAACUUCUGCCUGAAGAAGCUGGCCUUAGCUUUCCUGACUGACUGCGUGUAUUGGUUCCUGACUUCCCUGAAUAGUUGCAUAUCAUGGGGGCUAUUCGAUGCUAUUGCAGUCCGCCACAGGAUGUUUUUGUGCUGGUCGAGGGCAGUCAGGUCUGGAGUGAACCAAGGGCUGUAUCUGUUCUUGGUUCUGCAUUUUUUGAACGGAGCAUGCUUAUCUAAAAUGGUGAGGAAGUUACUUUUAAAGAAUGACCAGGCAUCCUCAACUGACGGGAUGAGGUCAAUGUCCUUCCAGGAUACCCGGGCCAGGUCGAUUAGAAAGGCCUGAUAGACUACAUUGAGCACAUUAUGGAAGAUAGCUUUAUUUUAUUUGUCGACUUAAAAAAGGCAUUUGAUACAGUUGAACAUUAUUAUCUUUUUGAGACUCUUCGAUUUUUUGGUUUUGGUCAAUAUUUUCAAAGUGUAAUUAAGACACUUUACAAUAAUAGUAACAGCUCUGUUAAAUUAUCCCAUGGAACUUCGCAAAGAUUCGACAUUAGACGUGGAAUUAAACAAGGAUGCCCAAUUUCUACUUUCUUAUUUGUAUUGGUCACACAAGUUAUGGCACUUCAUAUAAAUAAGGAUAGUUUUAGGGGUAUUCAGAUACAAAUACAAAGAGAUACAAUGUUCAAAACUGGCUGACGACACCACCAUUGUUUUGAAAGAUCAUAAUGAAGUCAAGAAACCUAUUGAGUGUAUUAAUGCCUUCUCACAUGUAUCAGGUUAAUCUAUGAAUAUUAGGAAGGUGAAUUAUUUGCAUUCAAAUGAUGUGACUUAAACCCAGUAUGUAAUAUCCCUGUAAAAGAUGUGGAUCACAUAUCUUGGUAUUACAGUUAGCAAAGGCCAGAAAGAAAGGGCCAACUUAAAUUUCUCUCCUAUUGUAGAGACAAUUGGAAAGAGAUUUAACUCCUGGUUAUUAAGAGAUAUGUCUUUAUCUGGACGUGUACUUUUAUCAAAAUCUGAAGGUCUGUCCAGAUUAGUAUAUACCUCCCUUGCCUUGGAUGUUCCUCUGUCAGUAACUACAAUGGUUGAUACUAAAUUAUUUAACUUCAUAUGGAGGAAUUAAACCUCAUUAUUUAAGAAAAGCGAUAAUAUGUAGCACCCAAGGUGAGGGAGGGUUGAGUGCUCUGGAUUUUAAAACCUCUAAUAUAAUAUUUAAGAUUAAAUGGAUACAAAACUAUUUAAGAAAUAAGGAUUGCAUCUGGAAUAUCAUCCCUAAUUUAAUAUUCCAACAAAUUGGUGGUCUAGAAUUCUUACUCAAAUACAACUUUGAUAUGGGUAAAAUCCCUAUUAAGCUUGCAAACUUUCAUAAACAAGUACAUCUAACUUGGAACCUCAUGUACAAACACAAUUUUUCCCCUCAUCUGGAAUAAUAAAGACAUAAAAUUCAAAAGCAAGUCUUUGUUUUUCCAGAACUUUUUCCAACAACAUUAUUUGGGUUAUAUAUGGACAAGUAUUUAUUAGAACACACAAUGUUACAUUCACUCCUGAGGAGUAUCAACUUGUUGUUAGAGCUGUCCCUAAAGGUGCUAUUCUUCUUUUAGGAGAAUAUAACAGUACUCCAAGUGCAACUGUUGAGGAUUAUGUAGCCUCAAUACAACUAGAAGGAAUUUACAUUUUAAACUAUAAAUGUAAUAACAUGUAUAUAAGGAAACUAUGUCAAUAUGUUACUAUUCCCUCUGCUAGAAUGUACUGGAAUGCAGCCCUAGGACAAGUGAACUGGAACAAAAUGUCAUUGUUAUCUGGUAAAUAUUGCAUAUCUAAUAAGGUGAAAGAAGUAUCAUACAAACUCAUUCAUAGAAUCUACCCUGUAAAGACCUUUAUUAUACACAGAUUUAAAAUAGCUAUUGAUAACAAAUGUGUAUUUUGUGAUUGUGACCCAGAGACUCUUGACCAUUUAUUUUGGGACUGCUCUUAUGUCAGAAUAUUUUGAUGUGAGUUAGAAGAUUUUAUUUUAAAAGAAACAACUAUUAAUGUUAAUUUCAAAGACUCUGAUAUUAUGUUUUAUUUUGAGCCAAAUUAUAUAUUUAACUUUCAUUGUUAAUUUGUUUAUCUUUCAUGGAAGAUUCUUUGUCCAUAAAAUGAAGUGGGCAGAGAACAAACCCCUUUUCACAUUAUUUAAGAUAAUUUCAAAAUAAUAUUUCAAUUCUAUCAGUAAAUGUAAAAACAAAAAAAGCAAUAUACACCAUAAAAGUAUUUAACAAAUUGAAAAUUAAUCUUGAUAUGUAAUACCCCUCCCUGUCUGUUAGGUACAUGUACUUUUGUUUGUAUAUCUGUUUUUUUUAUUUGUUGUGUUGAUAAUAGAAAAUUAAAAUAAAAUAAAAAACGCCAACCGGAUACUUCAUAUUUAUACAUCCGGAAUUAAAAAAAUAAUAAUAAUACAUUAUACAUCCGGUGAAAUAUUUAGCUAGUAUCUGUAAGACACAUUUCGAUUGGAUGAAAAACGCAAGCCAAUCAUAGCUCUGGAUGGAAGGAGGCUAUUUCGCAAUUAGAUUGCGUUCAUGGUUUAGAACCUGUGCGUUGAUGUUGUUUUAAUGUCAGUGAAAAAACGUGAAUAUUAUAUAUAAUGAAUACUAUAAGGUCGUCGGUUUACCGGUUUCAUGGAGUGAUAUGUUCCACUAGCAGGAAUUUUGCACUAGAGUUUCCAGGAUCCAGUGUCGCCCAGCUGCGAUCACUAAGUGGUUGGGUUCUGUCCUGGGCCAGUGUACCUCCCCUGACCUCUCGGUGUGGUCCUCUCACAUCACAGGCAGAGGGGGCAGGAGUGUUCCAGCAACUCCCCUGGCACCACCAGCAGGUUCGCACAGGGAAGCGGGGCACAGAGUACCAGCCCAAGAAUAUAAAGCGGAAGCGGACCCACGGCUGGAUCAAGAGGAUAAGCACACAGGGUGGCAUCGAGGUGAUUCUCCGUAGGAUGCUAAAAGGACGGAAAUCCCUCUCACACUAACCACCCAAUGGACUAUUUUGUCAGUAAACCUAUCGAAGUUGUGAUGCAAAGGUGCCCAGGUUUUACUACCAUGUGGAAGAUGCCCCAAAAAAUAGGCACGAAACAUGGCAAUGCCUUCCAAUUAUGUAGGCAACACCAUGCACAUUUACAUUAAAACAUUCCAAACAGUCCCUUUACAAGUAAGAAUGUUGAAUAAACUUAAUUGAACUUACUCUGUUGAUUGUAUAUUGUGUUGGUAGAAAUUUUAGACAAAAUAUCCACAGGAAAGUAUGAAUUAACCUGACUUCAAAACGUCAGUCUGUGUGUAGCAAUCAAGAUUUGUUUGCUCAUGACCAAUGGCACAUGCACAAGAUGGAAGUACAUGCACGUGAUGCAUGCAUGUAACCAACGUCUGCAGGUGUUGACAUGGUUUUUCGCAUAUUCCAGGAGAUAUACAUUUCAACGGCAGUACCUGCGUCUAAAAAGUGGGGUAAACAACUUUCCUAUGUAUAUUUUGUCAAAAAUGUUGAGUGGCUGAAGCACCAACCACACAGACAACCAGUAGAGUAAAUUCAGAUGUCAUUUUAUUCAACAUUCUGGCUUGUAAGGAAAACUUGAUGAUUUCACAUAAAAGUCUGAUUUAUUAGGCAAUCUAAGAACCUGCAGACUUGUUGGUACAGUUUUGUGUAGAGCUGGAUGUCUUGAGUUAUUGGAUAUGUGAAGGCAGCAGUGGCGGUCAGUGUUAUUUAAGAUUAGGGAGGAAGCAAAAAAUGUAUAAUGAGCGUGACCUUAUUUCUAUUACUCCAUGUUGGAUGACUCAUUCAUAUUCCAUUCACCCAGUUCAGUGUAGCAGCGAUAGCUUUAGGCUAAACAUCAUGAGGUUGCACAACUUAGCCUAUGAAUGAAAGUUUACAAUGUAGGUGCACACAGGUCGAGAGAAAAAUUUGACGUGACAGUGACACACCUUGCACACUCUUGCCUGCAUCUAGCUGAUAUAGGGUGUAGUCAUUAGUCCAACGGUUGCAAACGAGUUUCUAAUGAACAAAUUCAGUUAUGUUUAUCCCAUUUCCGUUUUUUAACAGAAUCUGCGGAAUAAAUACCCCCCUGAUCACACGUAAACACAGUUCACUUUCAUAGCAGCCACGUUGUAUUCCUUCUCUCAUCUAUACACUCUCCUCUCACCUUUUCCCUUCACAUCAGCCGAAAAAAACCUUUCCAAGCCAAACCAUAUAACCACUACACACAGCCUACAUCUUUGUCACCAUAUUAGCUAAAGUAAGAUCAUAGUCAAAAUAGCUAAUAGAACUAACACGUUAGUAAACCCGCUACAAUCAUUCAGUAACGUUACAGUGUAACGAGAAAAGUGUGACGGGAAAAGGUAAGCAGUCUAGCACUUACACUGGCGGGUCACGGUGGCAAAGUCAAACCAAAAGCUUACCUUGACUUCGAAGAGUUGUGUUGGAUAGUCAUAGCCAGCUAGCUAACGUAGCAUCCCACUGUUUGAGUAGGCUAAACUAGCUAGCAGCAUUUUCUAGCUAAGUAAGUGAAAUUGAAAAAAAUUUACAAUCUCUCUCUUGCUUCUUCAUUUUGGAAAAAUACAUUGUUCAAAAUGGUUUAACUAUUGUCUUUCUCUGUCUUUGAGUCAACUACUCACCACGUUAUGCACUGCAGUGCUAGCUAGCUGUAGCUUAUGAUUUCAGUACUAGAUUUAUUCCCUGGUCAUUUGAUUGGGUGAACAACAUGUCAGUUCAUGCUGCAAGAGCUCUGAUAGGUUGGAGGAAGUCCUCCGGAGGUUUUCGUAAUUACUGUGUAAGUCUAUGAAAAGGGGUGAGAACCAUGAGCCUCGUAGGUUUUGUAUUGAAGUCAGUGUACCCAGAGGGAGAUGGAAGCUAGCUGUCCUCCGGCUAGACUGUGGUGCUAUCCUACAGAUUGUUGUUGAGGCUAAUGUAGACCUUCAUUGCGAAACAGUAUGUUUUAAUAAAUGAUUUGGUGAGGUGAAAAUAUUUAGUAUUUUAUCAAAAAAGCAUAACUUUUGACAUGUUUUACAGUUUUUAUUUGAAUGAAAUUCACUGAGGAGGAUGGUCUGCUAAAUGACUUAAAUGUAAAUGUAAAUGUCCUCCCCUUCAUCCUAUGAGUAGCCUCUACUGGAAGGAAGAUGAAUUUGCAGAUGUAUUUGACCAUGAAAUGGAUUCUCAAUUUCUUUCUCAUCUAUUUCAGACUCAAUCUUGGAAAGGCUUGGUAGGUUGGUGCAGUAAGUCAAUUUAGCUUAAAUGGCUUAGGGAAUCAACUGUGACAAAAGUAGUUUUACUUAUGCACAUGUCAACAUGCAGUGGUGCGGUUGAACUAGUUCCUGAAUUUGAAUAUUGGACUUUUAAUAUGUAAGUGCUGGGAUAUAAGCAUCUGUGUUGCUUGUGUAAGCUAUUUAGUUGCUGCGAAAAUAAACACAUCUUCGGACCUUCA
Messenger RNA from Oncorhynchus nerka (sockeye salmon), 6454 nucleotides. It is a transcript of the gene mrpl34, whose product is annotated as mitochondrial ribosomal protein L34. Gene Ontology annotation, molecular function: structural constituent of ribosome. Lineage: Eukaryota; Metazoa; Chordata; Actinopteri; Salmoniformes; Salmonidae. The coding region runs from base 3638 to 4015 and encodes 125 amino acids. The transcript is spliced from 2 exons. Gene Ontology annotation, biological process: translation. The record is from RefSeq and is a predicted model, not a curated record. Gene Ontology annotation, cellular component: mitochondrial large ribosomal subunit; ribosome.